This is a messenger RNA of Castor canadensis (American beaver), 3328 nucleotides long. It is a transcript of the gene Cmtm4, whose product is annotated as CKLF like MARVEL transmembrane domain containing 4. The record is from RefSeq and is a predicted model, not a curated record. NCBI's taxonomy places the organism in Eukaryota, Metazoa, Chordata, Mammalia, Rodentia, Castoridae. Gene Ontology annotation, cellular component: membrane.
CGAGGCGGCGGGAGCCGAGCCCGAGCGGACCGAGCCGCGGCCGCAGCGGCAGCGGGCUGCGGGCGAGGAGGCGGCGGCGGGGCGGGCCGCGGCGGGCAGUCGGGAGGCGGCGGUGACGAUGCGGCGGCCCCGCUGAGCCCGCCCGCUCCAGUCGCCGGGGGCCGGCCGCACUAGGCGGCCCGGGCCGGGCAGCAGCAUGAGGAGCGGCGAGGAGCUGGACGGCUUCGAGGGCGAGGCCUCGAGCACCUCCAUGAUCUCGGGCGCCAGCAGCCCGUACCAACCCACCACCGAGCCGGUGAGCCAGCGCCGCGGACUGGCCGGCCUGCGCUGCGACCCCGACUACCUGCGCGGCGCGCUCGGCCGCCUCAAGGUCGCCCAAGUGAUUUUGGCAUUGAUUGCGUUCAUCUGCAUCGAGACCAUCAUGGAGUGCUCCCCGUGUGAAGGCCUCUACUUUUUUGAGUUUGUAAGCUGUAGUGCAUUUGUGGUGACUGGAGUCUUGCUGAUUCUGUUCAGUCUCAACCUUCACAUGAGGAUCCCCCAGAUCAACUGGAACCUGACAGAUUUGGUCAACACUGGACUCAGCACUUUCUUUUUCUUUAUUGCCUCAAUUGUACUGGCUGCUUUAAACCAUAAAACCGGAGCAGAGAUUGCUGCUGUGAUAUUUGGCUUCUUGGCAACAGCGGCCUAUGCAGCAAGCACAUUCCUGGCUGUACAGAGGUGGAGAAUCAGCGUUCGCCAGCAGAGCGCCAACGACUACAUCCGAGCCCGCACCGAGUCCAGAGACGUGGACAGUCGCCCCGAGAUCCAGCGCCUGGACACAGCUCAACCUGGGCCUGGCACCACGCCCAGUGCGUCUGAUGGAACCCUUCACAUGUCUGUCUGAGUCAGUACACCUUGCGCUUCACCACCUUUGAACCUGUUAUAUGUAGUGAUUCAGGGGAGCUGAUGACAUCUGGAUUUUAUCUGCUCAUUGUUCAUGUUUAUUUUGUAUUCACUGACUGUGUAUAUGAUCGAAAUUGGGCUUAUCUCCAUCACAAUUCCAUUAAAAAUAGGGUCACUAAGAUCCAGCCGUACAUCAGAUGGGGCCCACCUAGAAGGACCACCCUGAGCUUUUUCAGAAAUCUGCUAGAAAUCAUGUUAGUUGGCCUCAGUAAAAGGCCACCUUUGAAGUGAGAUUGAAGAGAGAACCAUUCAGGCUGGUUGUUGCCCAAGUUUUCCCAGUUGCUUCAAUAAAACUAGUUUAUCAUCUGGUGAAGACAGACCAUUGACCAGCCUCCUGAGGAUGGGCUGUCAGCUGAAAGAAACAGGCCUGAGGCCCACUGACGUUGAAGCUGAGGGGUGAUAAAAAGUGAUGAAGGCUUCUUCCUAAGAAAGUAGGAGUUAAUUUGCAUUUUAGCAAACAGAAUCUUUGGAAUUAUUUAUGUCCUGGUAACUGUUUAAUAUCCUUUGUGGUAUGAGGCUUCCCCACAGUCUCCAUAAAUGUAUUUCCUUGUACAUUUAAUUAGCUUCCAUGGGACCGGAAGUAGCCUAUACACCUAAUGGUGUAGUGCACAGCCCUAUGUCUCUUCGUGUACAGUGUGGUGAGGAGAAGUCAUGAAGGGAACGUAGUUGUCUAUGGUGAAUGUAAAGACACCUGUAUUUAUCUUAUGUUGUCUCUAGAUUUGGGGUCCUAAAAUGACCUCUUUGCAAACUGAAGGAAGCAUAUUUUUGCAUUGAGUAGGUCCAGCAUGGACCAAUGUCACUUGGAUGUGGGGCAUUUUAAGGAUGAGGCACCCUUGGUUUUCUAUUUCCUGGUGGAAUGUCUAUGUUCCUGGAGAUUUGGGGUUGAGGUCUGUGGUAUUUGCUCUGGUGGUUUUGGUGGAUGGAGACACUGACAUCUUCAGAGGAAGUGGAUUUUGGCACUGGUUUGGUUGAUUGGGUGUUUUCCCCCAACUUUCCCUCUCUUCAAGCUGCCCAAGGCAUGGAAGGCAAUACCUUUUCCCAGUCAUAGAGAGAGACUGUAGUCAUAAAAACCUAAAGACGCAUGCUGGUCCUCUAGAAGGGACAAAGUGACAGAUUAAAAUGUCCUCGGAGUUUAAAGUGAGCAGCCAUCCAAGGGAGACUGUCUACAAAAAAGAGCUCAGUAGCCCACCCACUCCCAGUGCUCACAUCUUCCUCAGCAAUGUGAGUGGAAUGCCAGCAUGGGCAGAGGCAGGGCACAGGGAAACCAGCGAGGACUGGUCAGGCUCUGAGGGCUUGGCCCUGGGGCCACAUCAUCAUCCCCUGGCAGGAAGGUUAAAUCGUGUUGGCAGCCAAGUGAAUCUGGCCCCCACUCUGAACUGGCAAUUGUGACUCAGCUGGAAACAUUCCUACCUGGUCAAGUUGGCAGUUUCUUCUGCCCUCUUUAAAGCUUUGCUGGUGAUUGAGACCUGGGCUAAACCACAGGUGGUCUCAAGAUAAAGGCCUCUUUCAUCCUCACACAUGAAUUCUUGUUUGCUGUGAAUGAGACUUGGAUAAUCCUGGUGUGUGACCUAUGCUUCUAGAUUCAAAUGCACUAUUUAGAAGAAGUCCCUCACCUAUCCAGUGCUCUUGGAGGUGACCUGGGGUCCUGUGGAUCAAUGACCAGUGGUUGGUCUUAGGACUGACAGAGAAAUGGAGUGUGGAGACUUGAGGCCACAUUAGUCAUCACAUAGGUAGUUUUGUUCUGCCGCUGUGUUCAAAGCAAAGUGAUCAUGAAGUCAUUGUGCCACUGCCUGACUGCCGUUUUCUCUAGAUCUGGUCUGUAGAGCAGCAGUGACAUUGAACAGGUAGCAGAGGAGAAUACACUUUCUAGGUCCAGAGCUGCUGGUCAGUUCUCAUGAGCGGAAGAAAAAAGUUGUUUCUGGUUUUAGGCACUGCUGCUAGCUUAAGAGGGCUCCAGGGUUUCUCUCUUCCCUGGUCCACCAGAUUUUAUCAGCACCCACUCCCAGGACCAGCCUGGCCAGGGCUUAGACCGGCCCCUAAGUGAGGUCUUCUUAGGGGCCUGUGAGAGGAGAAGGAAGAUACGAUAAUGACACUAAAAUUGUUUAUAACCCCAGGCUGCCCUGGAAACAUGUACUUGGUUCACUACCUUCCUGUACCCUUGUCUUCAGAAGAGUAAGGGCUUGAGUUCCUGUGGGUGCUGUGGGUGGCCUCUGGACAUGAAAUCUGGAUCUGACAGGUGACUGAUUGGGCUCAGGUGUAUUCCAGGCAGGACUCGGAUUAAAAGGGCCACCUCUCUCACUUUGUAAAUUUUUCUCUGUAAAAUCUUUUGUUUCUUCUUUUCAAAAAUCCUAAAAUCUGUCUGGUUGAGAAAGCAAUUUGAAAUAUU